This is a messenger RNA of Rotaria sp. Silwood2, 945 nucleotides long. NCBI's taxonomy places the organism in Eukaryota, Metazoa, Rotifera, Eurotatoria, Philodinida, Philodinidae. The record is from the annotation of a GenBank genome assembly.
AUGUGGACAACAGGUACAACACAUAUGAUUGCUCGUCUAACAGGUUCAACAUUAUUUGCUAAUCAUAAUCUUAUAUCAGUUUUUGGAUUUGAUCAUCGUUUAGCAUUCACAACAAAUGAAAAAACACCAUCAUCGGAUCAUGCUGCGGAAAGUUGGCAUCUAGUAGCAAGAUUACGUGAUUUACGUGCUCGUACUCCGUAUGCACUUUUUAUUAAAGAUAAUUAUAAUGAAACAAGUAAAAAAUAUCCAGGUUUAAAAAUGAUUGAUAUAACUAAAAAAAUUUCUGAAGCAUGGAGAAAUUUACCUGAUGAUAAAAAACAAACUUACGUAAAAUUAUCACAAGAUGAAAAAGCUAUUUAUGAAAAAGAAAGAAAUCGUUUAUCAGCGACUGAUUUACAAAAAUUGGAUACCGAUAAAAAGGCUAGAAGAAUUGAGAAUCGUGUUAAAAAAAGUAUUCAACAAUUACCAACUAAAAAACCACGUACAGCAUUUGUUCAUUUUAUGUCAUCACUUGAUCGUGGCAAUGCUGAUUUGGGUGAUUUUAUGAAAGGAGUAGCUCAACGAUGGUCACAAAUGACUGUACAAGAUAAACAACAAUUUGAAGACCUUCAUCAAGAAGAAAAACAACAAUAUACUAAUGCUUUAGUUGCUUGGGCUUCAUAUAAUGAUGAAGCCUCAAAACCUAAAACUCGACGAUCUUCAUCAUCGGCUUCUUCAAAACAAGGAGAUAAUGAAAUAAAAAAAACAUCAUCAAGUCGCAAAAGAGUAGUGAAAAAGAAAACAACUGGUCUUUCAAAAUCGCCUGUUGCCACUACAAAAUCGAUCGAAAAAAAAUCAACUAAAGGAAAAAGUGAUAAAGAAAAAUUGUCAUCUUCAUCAUCUGAUGGUGAAUCAUUACCAAUAAUGAAAAAAUCAGACAAAACAACCGAUUCAAAGAAAUCAUAA